UAUUGUAAAUCAUUUUUAUUCUUUCGGCUUAAGUAGUUAAAUAAAAUUAAAUUGCGUAUAUGUUGAAUUUUCAAUUAACGAAGCAUUUGUUAAUGAGAUAAGCGGUCUGCAAAGAAUUUAUAUCGAUUAGCAUGUCUUUACUAAAAUGUUUUAGUAAGUAUAAUACUCGCUAAUAGGUGUAUAUACUUACUAAUAAUAAUAAACAUGUUCAUUUUUGUUUUUUACUUUCUCUAAAAAUCUAAUAAAUAUGUAUUAUAUUUUAUAUAAGUUAUAUUUUUAAUAGUUGAUAUAUUCUAAGCCAAAAGUUUAGAAACACUUUUUAAAAAUUGACAUUUUUAUUUACUUAAAUAUAUACAUAAUAGUGUAUUUUUUUAACAAUGAUUCUUCAGAUCGAAUAAUUAUUGCAUUAAACCAAAAACAAUUUAUUUGUAGUUUUUAUCGAUGUCUCCAAACUUUUGGCCUGUGUAUAUGUAAUAACUCAAUUUUACGCUUUAACUAAUAUGUUUAAAUAUUAUCAUAAAUAGGUACUUAUACACUCUUCGUUCAUUAAUUACGAUUUCAUAAACUAUAAUUAUUGAUUUGUAAUCAAUAAUUAUGUCGAAAUUAUACACAUCCAAACUUUUAAUACGCUACCAUUGUAAAGGUAUUUCAUUAACUACUCCACGUAUGUGUACGUCCCGCUAAUUAAAUGAACUGCGUUUAAUAACUCAAUUAGGAAAUUAUUAUAAUUCGUGCAGCAGUUCUCUUUAAUUAAACUUUAAUUAAUUAAACCUCCCUUACCUCUUCAUUUAUCUUGUUUCCGAAAUUAACAAUCUCACAUUUAUGUGAUUAAUAAUCCAUUAGUAACAGCAACAGCAUUAAUAAUUUCAAAAAGCAAGAUUUCUACAUUGAUAAUUAUUGUAACAUAUUGCGUAGAUUCUACCUUAACAAAUAACUUUGCUGGACCCGAUUGACGAGAGUCUCGGCAUGAGCAGGAGCAACGAAAGUGGUAUAUCGUUAGCAACGCCGCCAACGAUCCACGUCGGGCCUAUCGUCACGCCGGGGUCCAACGAGACCAUUUCCAUCGUGAUACCGUUGUCAGCGCAGCUGGCCGCGAUGGCUAGUCAGAAAGUCGACAAGAACUGCAAGGAUUGCAGCAAGGACGCGAAACGGCCGGUCCCAGGCGUCAAUCCCCCUCGAAGCCCGAGGAACGACAAAGCGAAGGGCUGUCCCUUUCCCACAUGCGCGCGCUAUGGACGAGCGUUCUCCAGGGCGCACGAUUUGAAGCGGCACAUAGCUCGGCACUCGAUGCGCAAGGAAAAGCUGCAGCACACCGACCAGCACAAGGUCGACAUCGAGAACGCGGCGAGCGACGCGACUUUACGCGGCGCCCUUCUGCGCGGCGCGGAGAACAAAGGCGGAUAUCCCUGUCCGCGAUGUAAGAAGAGGUACAACGAUGAGGACAAGCUCCGAGCCCAUCUGAUCUCACACAGCAAAAUGUCAAAGAACAAUCACAUGAAGCACGAGGAGCACGCUAGGAGUCACGCUACGCUGCAGGGUCAAGUGAUGAUGGACAAGUCCUCGACAACGAAAAACGAGGACGACUUUCUUCUGGAGGAGAUGCUGCUGCUGAAGAAAGAUCCACGAAGGGCGGAUAAGAACGACUCGAAGAUUAGAUGCGAUUACUGUUCAAAGACUUUCAAAACCAAAUGGACUCUGAGCUCGCACGUGGCCGCCCACGAAGGCCGCUUCCAGUUCGACUGCGGUCAAUGCGGCAAGAAAUUCGUGAGGAAGAGCCACUACGAGGGCCACGUGCGCUCUCACGAGGCCGCCAGGCCGUACGCCUGCGAGCAGUGCGGCAAAACGUUCAAGGAGCUCAAGCAUCGUCGUGAACACACCAAGCGGAAGCAUCCGAGUAAUCAGAGCGCAAUACAGAGUUUAUUAGAUAGCAUCGGGCCGUGCGCGGCCGAGGAGGCGAACAUUGAUCAGGCCAAAUUCACUUUGUUAAUGCCAGUCAAUUUCGGCGCAUAAGGAGUCGGAGGAGGCCUUCGUCUAAACAGGUCACUGUGGAUCCUUCAUGUUCAACUAACUAAGAGCUUGAUUCCUUGAGAACUUUUGAAACGACGGGAUCCAGAUUUAGAGUGUGCAUCCUUGUUACCUUGGGCCUUUUGGUACUUUGGCUGUUUGGUACUUUGGAUGCUUCGGAAGUUUGGAUCCUUGAAAUUUUGAUUAUUUGGAGGAUAGACUUGCAAUUUUGAAUGCGUGGAAAAAUCGGAUCCUUACUUUGGAUCAUUACUUUAGAUCCUUUUGAAUUUUGGUUGUUUGAGAGAUGGAAUCUUUUAACAAUUUGAAUUUCUUGAAGCAGUUGAAAAUUAAAAGUUUCAAGAAGUUUCUUAAAAAAAUUUUAAAUAUAUUACAUAUAUAUAUAUAUAAUAUUAUUUAUAUAAAUUGAAUUUUUGGAUUGAUAACAUCUUAUAAAUUCAAGGUUCUUCAAUUCAUUUGGAUCUUCAAAUUUUUGAAGGCUUCAAUGAGGUGGAAUUUACAAUUAAAAUUUUCAUAAUUCCAGUAUCUCUAAACGACCAGAAAGUAAUAUGUCCAAACAAUAAUUUUUUCAAGUCGAUUGAUAAACAAGAACUUAAUUUAAUAAUUAAUGAAUCAAAAUCAUGUGAACAUUAUGCUGAUUAUAUUCAAUUAUUCUAUACUUUACGAAAAAAAAAUAUAUAUAUAUAAAAUAAAUAUUAAGUCAGUAAAA
Wasmannia auropunctata (little fire ant) is the source of this 2731-nucleotide messenger RNA. Its product is annotated as zinc finger protein 431-like. Bases 967 to 2010 code for a protein of 347 amino acids. The transcript is spliced from 3 exons. The record is from RefSeq and is a predicted model, not a curated record. NCBI's taxonomy places the organism in Eukaryota, Metazoa, Arthropoda, Insecta, Hymenoptera, Formicidae.